AUGAAUAUUCUGCCACUAAUUCUCGCCACGGAAAACAAUCCAGUGGAUUUGGUGCAAGGUGUUGGCACUGAUUUUACCAUACCAAUGGGGCAGUCUACUUUCUCGGAAAUGUUCGACGAGACAUUGAAAGUUAUGGAGAAGGAAUUAUCUCGGUUCAUUACGUUAGAAAUGACCGAAGAAGAAAAAACUAGUGCGAGAACAUUCUUUUAUGAAAGAUCCGAAAUCCCGGGUGUAGUGAUGAGCGUCGACGGCUCGCAUAUACGUAUUCUAGCCCCAACAGAGGAUCGAGUCUCGUACUUCAACCGGAAAGGCUUUUAUAGCUUAAAUGUGUUGAUGAUAUGCGACCAUCGAAAACGAAUAAGAUUCGUAGAUGCCAGAUUUAAAGGAUCAAACCACGAUUCUUGCAUCUUCAGCAUAAGUCCUGCUUAUGCAUAUUUUGAGCAAAAGUGGCGGAGUGGGGACAGAAUGUUUAAAUUACUAGGUGACUCUGCGUAUCCUGCCAAGCCAUGGCAGGGAAAUGCUGCCGCAAAUACACCUGAGGCAACAUUCAAUCAAAGGCAUGCCAAAGCGCGUUCAGUUAUAGAAAACGCAUUCGGUGUUCUCAAAGGGAAAUUUAGAUGCCUUCUUGGCGAACGCCUUCUCAGAUAUGCACCCCCAAAAUGUGUGCAUAUUAUAAACGUUUGUUGUGCCUUGCACAAUCUGUGUAUAAUGUACAAUGGAGCAGAAGAAGAGCAGUAUGAGGAAUAA
Molecule: messenger RNA, 747 nt
Organism: Anopheles coustani
Lineage: Eukaryota; Metazoa; Arthropoda; Insecta; Diptera; Culicidae
Product: putative nuclease HARBI1
Exons: 5
Coding region: 1-747 (248 amino acids)
Source: RefSeq, a predicted model, not a curated record